ACCCGAAAAUUGGAAACGGGUCGUCUUAUAACCCGAAAAUUGGAAACGGGUCGUCUGAUGACCCGCACGUUUGAAGGGUCUUUUUCCCCAUCCCUAGCACGAGCGCCGCACUGCCUUCUGCCGUUGCACCACCGCUACCGGAAUCGCAGUAACGAUUCAUAAAUUGUAGAUCAUACGAAGCGGAUAUUCCACCAAAAUCUGAUUCUGUGUAUAUACUCUUAAUCGUUGAAGGAAAGUACAAUAUCAAAAUUGUACGAUUUCACGAUUCAAAUCGUGAAUUUAACUAUCAUUCCCCUAGCAAUGUACUCUCAUCAAUAAAGAACGUGUCUCUGGUAGACUGGUGAGAACGUAAUGUGAACUCAUCUCAACAUGCUCUAGUACAAAUCAAGUGUGGUUGUUCUAGGUAAAACCUAUCCUUGAAAUGGACCCCUCACAACCUCACUCAAGUUGUGAACAAACCCAUUUCAUAUCUAUUUUUUGGGACAUCUGAGUUCUGAUUUUAGCAGCAAUGGCUGAUAUACAGGAAAGGUUGUUACCGUCCUUCUCGCCUAACCUACAACUGUUAGCAAUGGAUGAGGAGCUUUGGUUGAUGGCUGAAGAGAGGGCCCAGGAAAUACUGUGUUUAGUUCAACCUAAUGUUGUUUCUGAGGUGAACAGAAAGGAUAUUAUUGAAUUUGUACAGAGGCUGAUUGGAGGUUACUAUGGGGGAGAGGUAUUUGUGUUUGGAUCAGUCCCGCUAAAAACCUAUCUUCCAGAUGGAGAUAUUGACUUGACAGUUCUCAGUCAUGAAAGUGUAGAGGAUGAUUUGGCACAAGCAGUAUGCAAUCUACUUGGAAGUGGAGAGGAACUUGAAUACGAAGUAAAAGACGUACAACAUAUACGUGCACAGGUAGGGGUUGUGAAAUGCACCGUGAAAAAUUUAGCAGUUGACAUCUCUUUCAAUCAGAUGGCUGGACUCUAUGCUCUGCGCUUUCUGGAGCAGGUUGACCAACUUGUCGGGAAAAACCACAUCUUCAAACGCAGUAUUAUCUUGGUCAAAGCAUGGUGCUAUUAUGAGAGCAGAAUUCUUGGCGCACACCAUGGCCUGCUCUCAACAUAUGCAGUGGAAAUAUUAGUUUUAUAUAUUAUCAAUUGUUUUCAUUCAACAGUGCGCGGUCCUCUAGAGGUGCUGUACAGAUUUUUGGACUACUACAGCACAUUUGAUUGGGAGAAAAAUUAUGUCACUGUAGAUGGUCCACAAGCCUUAUCCUCUCUUCCAGAAAUUGUUGAGAAACCAGAAUCUGAUCGAGUUGGAUUCUUGCUCAGUAAAGAGCUUCUGAAAAAUUACAGGGAUAUGUGCUCUGUUCCAAAGGCGUCUGAGCCUUUUACCCUGCAAUUUCUGCCCAAGCACCUGAACAUUUUGGAUCCUCUAAAAAACGACAACAACCUAGGCCGCAGUGUCAGCAGAGGCAAUUUACAUCGAAUUAGAUUCGCUCUUGCCUUUGGUGCUCGAAAGCUUAAGGAGAUCCUUACACUUCCAGGACAAAACAUGGGUGCAGCGCUUGAGAUGUUUUUCAUGAACACCUUAAACAGAAAUGGAAAAGGACAAAGGCCAGAUAUUGAUGUUCCUGUUCCUGCAUUUGGUACUGGAAGAUUUGAAGAGCCUGUCCUCGUGGGAGAUUGUGACAGUUACUAUGGUGGAUUACAAUAUGUUCAGUUGUAUCGUAACUAUGCUAUGCCGCCCAUUGGUCAACUGAAUUCCCCAUCAACACUAUUCGAUGCUGAUAUGCUUGCACUACAACAAAACUGGUAUAUGUAUUAUCAUAGGGGUACUGAUUUAUAUGUCCCAAGACAGCCAAUCUUUCAUCCAAAUCCUCCUCAAGCAACUUAUGGCCUUGAAGAAAUAGGGAAAUCCCGAGGAACAGGCACAUACAUACCUGACAUGACUCAUAGUACCUACUGGAAUGUCCGUGCAAGAGGGACCAAGCCAAGGAGAGUUGGUCAAGUGAAUAAUAAUAAUGCAUCGCCGAAAUCGUUUGAGGGAAAGCAAGUAGAAGAGGAUCCUCCUGUGACAGACAUAAAUGAUAAUAAUUCCAAGUCCUUUGAGCUCUUGAAGGAAGAUUUUCCUCUUCUUCCAAGCGUUGGUAACACCGAAUCGUCAGCAUCCCAAGAAUCUGAGCGGGACAAGAAUUCCUCAUCUGAUCAACUAAUUAUUGAGUUUGGAACUUACAGUAUAUCGCGAUCAAUGACAGAAAUGAGUUUGGGAACAAAGGAUAGGAAAGAGGAUUCUGGCGUUUCAUUCUCUCAAGGUGCUACACCAGUUGUUUCAAGUCUCGCAGUGAAGGGGAAAGAGAAAUCUAUGCAGAUCGAAGAGAAGAUGGAUUGAUAGCAUCUAACCUAUAGGCAUUUUGUAGGAUAUUGAUGAUAACAUCUAAUGUGGUGCUUUUUACUGCAGGUUCUUCUCUGACUUUACCAACUUGAAGAUAAUAGUCAAUUUAUCCUUUUUUUUCAGAUGUAAAUUUCGGCGAAACUAGAAUUGGUUGCUAGUGGUAGAUAUACUAUGUGGGAAUAAGUAGUUGGUAGGGAUAUUUACAAGUCUUGCUAUGCCUUUCAGCUUUAUUCCCCUUGCUCUCCUCUUCUGCAGGAAGAGUUUACCAUUUCUCUUGGAACAGUAGCAUAUCCUUUCUCCUUCUAAAGUCCAGUGAAGUUGUACAUUAUUUCUUUUUUUUUUUUACAGGACAAUAAAUUAUAAUGUAUGUGAUACAAUAAUGUGAACAUUUUACUUCAGACCUGUGUUAAUAUUUCUCUUUGACAA
Cicer arietinum (chickpea) is the source of this 2794-nucleotide messenger RNA. RefSeq lists its product as uncharacterized. Lineage: Eukaryota; Viridiplantae; Streptophyta; Magnoliopsida; Fabales; Fabaceae. The record is from RefSeq and is a predicted model, not a curated record.